GAAAACAGUGCUGUCUCUGAAUCAGCAGAACAAGAGCAAAACAUGUGAAAAUGACAUUUCGGAAACAAAAUUUGUGUUAAUGUUGAGAAUUUUUAGAUUUUCUUAUCUCAAAAUUCAUUUUCCUCUUUCAUUCAUUGCUACAAACUUUAUGACUUCUUUGGAAUUUAGAAUCCAACAGUACUGCAAGAAAUGGAUGAAAGUGUAACCAGAUAGUCCAUAAGUGAGUUGUGCUGAAACUGACAAUCUCACUUGUGGUAGCAGCAUGCCCACUUACCUCACGCCCAAUAGACAUGGCUACUCUGUUCGGUUUUCUCCAUUCCAGCCUGAAAAGAUUGUGUGUGCUACUUCACAGUACUUUGGUUUGGCAGGUGGAGGCACACUGUUUGUGUUGGAAGUAACGCCUGAUGGAUCGCUGGUGGAACUCUCCACUUCUCAGUGGCCAGAUGGAUUGUUCGAUGUAGUCUGGAGUGAGACAGAUGCUAACAUCGUUGUCACUGCCAGUGGAGACGGGGUGUUGCAGCUCUGGAACAUCUUGUGUCCUCAGCUGCCUCCACAAACUCUACGAGAGCAUAAGAAGGAAGUGUACAGUGUGGACUGGAGCCAGACCAGGCAAGAACAGUUCAUCCUCUCAGCAUCAUGGGACUGCAGUGUCAAACUGUGGGAUCCAAAUCGUUCUGUAUCAUUAGCAACAUUUCUUGGACACUCUCAACUGGUUUACAAUGCGAUGUGGUCUCCCCAUGUACCAUCCUGCUUCUCAUCUGUCUCAGGAGACGGCACAUUGAGGAUAUGGAACUCACUGGUACCCCAGAGAGCCUCGAUGACGCUGAAGGCCCAUGACGCUGAGGUGCUGACUUGCAGCUGGUGCAAGUAUGACCAGAACAUCCUCGCCACUGGUGGCAGUGACGGUCUUAUCCGCGGCUGGGAUCUGCGCAACUUUAUAGCUCCCAUAUUCGAACAAAAAGGUUGUGAGUAUGCAGUUCGUAGGAUACAGUUCUCUCCCCACCAUCUCUCUGUAUUAGCAUCUGUGUCUUACGAUUUUACAACCAGGAUUUGGGAUUUCAAAGCGUCGUCUGAAGCUAUUGAAACUAUAAAACACCACUCUGAGUUUGUCUAUGGGCUGGAUUUCAACCAACAUGUCCAAGGGCAAAUAGCUGACUGUGGAUGGGACUCUCUAAUCCAUGUCUUCACACCUCGCAGUCUUGCCAACUUAGCCAGCUCCACCAUCUCACACGCUUAGUUUCCAUCUCUCUCGUACUGUAAUCUAUUGUUAACAAAUCCUGUUUAUUUUUAUGUGUUUUGUUAUACAGUUGUUUAUUUAACCUUUUGAGGGCCAUAAGUCGAUUUCUUGGCUUGUAAUGUUUUAAAAACCCCAACAAGUCAAGGACAAUCAGUUCUAAAACGGUUCCACUUUAUAUGUUCACAUUUCAUUUACAUUUAAUUUCACUAUUGUAAUUAUAAAGUAUUAAGUUACAUUUUGCACACUGCAAUUCCAGCAGAUCAGUUAGAAUUAAUAUAUUCACUGCAUAACAUACAUAUUUCACUUGGCCUUCAAAAAGUGUUAAUUUUUAAAUAUAUUUAGUUAAAAAAUGUUGAAGCAGCUUGCAACUGAGUUGGAAUUUUGCUUUGGUGCUCCAAAUGGAAAAAUAAUGGCUCUUUCUCUAAAUUAAUGGGAAAUGUGGGUUCAUUUACUUAAACUGGUUCAUCAAUCAAGUCAGUGUAUUACUUCAUUCUUGGAAGGGUUUUAACAAGUAAACGUGUACAGAGAAUUUUUCACAUUUAUUAGGUUUAAAUAGUGUUUUCAAAGUAAUAUUUCUCGCCUAGUUAAGACAUUACCAUUGUUUUGUAAAUUUAAUUUUAGGCAAUUUUAUUUACUUUUAAAAUAAAUGUAAAUAGCUUGAUUCCCAAUAACACUGACAUUACCAUUAAUCUUUUAAUCAAGGUAAUUUGAUUUACCUUAAAAGUAAAAUGUAAAUAACUUUAACCUACACCACAGUAACAUUACAACUUGUUUUUUUAACUUUUACGUAGGCAAUUUAAUAUAUUUUUAACUCAAUGUAAAUAUCUAUAUUCCUAUAACAGAAUAAACCAUUCCAUAUUAAUUUUAUUUGAUUUUUGAACAUAAAUAGGCGUUUUAGUUUAAAUUAAAAAUAGUUAAUAUUAUGUGUCUAUCAAAUCUAAAUCAUGUUAGCAUUACUGUGACAGGUACCCUUAAUGUAAAUACUACUUAUGAAGGUAAAUGCUUUUUGUAAAUAAGGUUACAGAUUUAGAAUGCAUGUUUUAUUUGUUAAAGAAUAACUUUCAUUUAGUUUUAUAGUUUUAUUAUUGCACACUUACAUUUAUGAUUAGUUAAUGUAGGAUCUGUAUCAUACUCGAAUAUAGGAACAUUAAAAGGUAUAUUAAACAUACCUACUACAAGACUUUCUUUGUAAAAGUAACAUUCAAGACUAAUAGUUCAAAACUGUGACAGGCUGGUUGUUAAUUUGUGAACAACAUAAAAGAUUGUUUUGAUUAGUCCCAAAUAACAGAUACAUGUUUCUAUAUUUAUAAAUGAGUUUUAUUUAUAUAUUUUUAUAUUUAUUUUGAAUGUUGCCUGUUGAGUCAUGGGAGUGUAUGAGAUAUAUUAUGUAGAAUGUGAAUGCGUUAACCCAGUUAGAAUCUGAGGUUGGUUGAUUCAUAGACAAAAACCAUUAAUCAAUGAAUGAUCCAGUAACCACGAACAAAGUUCAACAUAGGUAUUAGACACUUUGUAAAGUUUGAAAAUGACUUCGGGGGUUGAGUUAAUUUACUUUGUCUCCAGGACAAAAGACUACAUUAAAAUCCCAAUAGUGUAAGCAAAUUAAGGCUGACAUAUUUACUAAAUGAUCGAUAUAUGAUUGGACUGGUAGGAACCUGUAAUGUCAACAAAGUGCGAGCAAGUGAGAUAGAUAAAUAAGUACUGUUUCGUAAGUAGCGCAGUGUGAUUCUUGUGUAGUGUGGUUGUUGGAAUGCUGUGAAUGUAUUUUUUCCUGGAUGUAUCCCAAAUUACUGACACAUCUGACAUUAAUUUAUAAAUAUUUGUAAUGUUUUUCCAGCGGUUUGGAAGAAAAUUUACUAAUUGGUCAUGAGAUGUGAUAAAAAUUCAAAUUCAUUUAAUGUGUCCAUCACAAAUCUUUGAAUAUCAGAAAUAAUACAUUUAAGAGGAUUUUAAGAACUGGCUGUAGUAAAUUUAAUUAUCUUAAGUUUUAGCCCAUAACAACAAUAUUAAUCUUCAAACACUUUUAUGCCCUUAUUUCUGUUUGUAGAAUCAUGGGUGAGGUUUAAUUUUCAACAUAUGUUUUAUAUACUUCUAAACACCAUAUUUUUUAGUGUAUACUGUAAUGGUAAAAAUGUUUGAUUUAUUAAUUUGUUAUGUCCUCCAUAUAAACAUUUAAUAUCUUAAUACUUAAUUGGGUGAUGAGUUGCUCUCCAUGUUCACGUCUAAACUAGCGGAGAAACUGUAUUUUUGAGAUAAAUUUCAUUCUCUCUCAUUUUUCUGGUCCACCAUUUGUAUAUUCUUAUAAAUCAGAAUGACCUCAUGGUAGGGAAUGCACAUUUUCUCAGAUAUAGAAUAGUGUCUUGAAGAAACCUUAAAGAUGAAUAUUUACAGCAUUUCAGAUCUUUGUAUUAAUUUCUUGCCGGUUUAAGAUGUUUCUGUUGUCAGUUUUGUAAAUUGUAUUCUUUAGACUGUAACAGAACAAUCUUCAAGGAAUCACUUGCAGAGGAUUUUGUGGUUGAUUAAUCUCAGUGAAUGUGAAUGUUACGUUAUGGUAAACUUAAACAUGUUUAUCCUAAUUCUAGUUGUGAGUAGAAAUAUGUUUGUGAGGAGCUUUUUGGAAGCAAAGACUUACAUUGAGAGGUUAGGCAUUUUCUUAAACCAAAUUUAUAUUUGUUAUUUAUAAAUAGUGUACAGAUUCUGUAAAUUAUUUAAAUGUUGCUGUUUACUGUGAUUUCUUUGUUAUACUUAAUUUAAUAAUAUUUUGUAUUAAAUGAUGAGCGUCAUCAAA
This is a messenger RNA of Homalodisca vitripennis (glassy-winged sharpshooter), 4022 nucleotides long. It is a transcript of the gene Pex7, whose product is annotated as peroxisomal targeting signal 2 receptor. Gene Ontology annotation, molecular function: protein binding. Gene Ontology annotation, biological process: protein import into peroxisome matrix. NCBI's taxonomy places the organism in Eukaryota, Metazoa, Arthropoda, Insecta, Hemiptera, Cicadellidae. The record is from RefSeq and is a predicted model, not a curated record. Bases 263 to 1237 code for a protein of 324 amino acids. The transcript has 8 exons. Gene Ontology annotation, cellular component: cytosol; peroxisomal matrix.